Molecule: messenger RNA, 870 nt
Organism: Brenthis ino (lesser marbled fritillary)
Lineage: Eukaryota; Metazoa; Arthropoda; Insecta; Lepidoptera; Nymphalidae
Source: the annotation of a GenBank genome assembly
AUGGAUGGUACUUGGGUCCUUAUUUUGCUGGCCUUAGUUAUGCUAGUUGGUUCAUAUGUCGCUGGAAGUAUUCCUCUAAACGUAAAUAUGUCUGAGGAUAAACUUCUAAAAGUGACAGUUUUCGGUGCAGGCCUAUUAGUAGGUACGGCCUUAGCUGUGAUAAUACCAGAAGGAGUGAGAGCAUUGUUCUCCGAAAGAACAGUGAUGGUUACUAAAGAUUAUACUCCUGAACCGAGUCGACAAGAUGAUUUACAUUCAGUUAUAGGAAUAUCUUUAGUUUUAGGAUUCGUAUUUAUGUUAUUAGUAGAUCAAUUGUCAUCCAGAUACAAUGAUGCGGGCAAUCCUACGGAAAAGAAUAUUACUGCUACUGUCGGUCUAGUAGUGCACGCUGCCGCUGAUGGAAUAGCGCUAGGUGCGGCGGCGACGACGUCUCACGCAGACGUUGAGAUUAUAGUGUUCCUAGCUAUAAUGCUUCACAAAGCUCCUGCAGCCUUUGGUUUAGUCACUUUUCUAAUGCACGCCGGCUUAGAAAGGAAUAGAAUAAGGAAACAUCUAUUAAUCUUUUCUUGUUCCGCUCCUUUACUCGCUUUACUUACUUACUUUGGUAUUGGUAAUGAAAGUAAACAAACGUUAAGCGAUUUUAAUGCAACUGGUAUUGCCAUGUUGUUUUCAGCUGGCACAUUUUUGUAUGUGGCAACUGUUCACGUCUUGCCAGAACUCACACACUCACAUUCACACACUCAUACUCUAUUACCUAUGCAAGAUGGCGUCCCAAAUAAAAAAGGUUUUGGUGGGUUGCCAUUAUGCGAAGUUAUUAUACUUGCUAUUGGUGCAAUGAUGCCAGUUUUAUUGACUAUGGGACACGAACAU